CGAAAUCCUUUGAAGCACUGAAAAAAAAAGCGCAGGAUUGAGUGAUUUCGCAGAAAUCCGCACUCCUAAAGAAAGGGUGUGUGAAUGUGGCGUCGCAUAACUAGCGCCCGAUCUGCAUACAGCCAUGUAGAUCCAUGCUGGCUGUAUCGAGUUCAGACUAUUGCCAACCAAUCACAGACAAGGAUGUGCAAGUAAACUCAAAAUCCACUUCCCCUGAAAAUGAUAAAGAACUUCGGUCGAUGCAGCCUAGACUCAUGUCUCAUUGGCUGGUUUCGCAUUCGCGCGUAUUAUAGCUCCUUUUGAUGUCAUUUACCGAGACUUAAAAUGACGUUCGAAAAUCGCAGAUGAGGAGUUGCGACAUUUUGCUGCCGCGUGGGGAAGCGUAUGCAAAGAGGGAAACAAAGGGAUGGUGAGGGGAUGCGGGAUGAUGCAGGCUAAUUCGCGUAAUAUCCGAGAGUAUUAAGCGAGUGCAAAAAUAGGCGUUAAUGAAAACGCGCUACGCGUCAUAAACACAAACACGAAACGCGAAAAAUCAAACGAAGAAAAAGGGCACUCGUUGUCCGUAGAAUAUGCACGUGGAAAAACGAAUUGAAGUAAAAAAUGAUUGCAGAUUAGCAUCUGUUCUCGUUUCUGUUUUCGCGGUAGACACCUUAUUAUAGCUGUCUUGGUCUUUUACAUACACCCACCGACAAAUAACAGGUCUUGGGUUGUCUAUGUGGAAACGCUGUAUUACUCAACCGAAAACAGGUGUGAGGAGCUGGACUGCAGCAUAUCAUGCGACCAGACGCGUUUUCGCACCAAAACCGCCUUUUCUUGAUGCCCAGCUAAAGGCGUUUGAGGCUAGUAAACAAUAUUUACAAGCAAAAAGUGAUCUACACAGGGCCGCUCUGGAAACGACCGUCCCCGGAUCGGAACAAUGGGAAAAACAUAGUGUUUUGGCCAAUUUGUAUGACUACGGAAUCCGAGAGCAGUUUUGGAAUGGUGAGCUUGAUAUGUCACAGCCGGUUUUUCGAUACCUGGCUCGCAAAAAAUGGGAAGGCUACGACAUGUUGCUGAUUCAGCAGCGAAUUGAGCAACAUCGGGUCGUUCCCGACACUGUUGCUUCGUUCAAGCCUCGUGUUCAAUUAUUGCUGGGUUUUCCAAGUGACACAAAACAAAACCCAGUUGACCCCGGUGUUUUUCUUCCUAGUAAAACCACGGCACAGACACCUUGGAUCAAUGUCGUAUCCUUUCAUUCUCAGCCCAUUCUCGCAACUAUACUUAUGCUAGACCCGGACGUGCCUAAUUAUGCAACAAACAUGUUUGAAACAUCGGUCCAAUUUCUUGCAGUCAACGUGCCCUUGUCCCCGACACAACAAAAGGUCAAUGUUGAAAGUGCAGCCGUGCUUCCCUACAUGCCUCCCAUUGUUCACAAAGGCGAAAAUGCUCACCGGCUAGUUACUCUAUGUUUCGAACAGAAGAAUGGUCGUAUCACAGUACCGGACAAAAAUAACUCUCUUUUCGAACGCCAACCCUUUGACGUUCGUUCUUUUCAAAACAAACACGUCUUGGAGCCCAUUGGAGCUCAUAUUUGGCGCAGCAUCUACGAUGAGAAUACCGCAUGUGUGCUUAAACAGCAUCCACAGGUGAAUGUAUACAAGGAUUUUGAGGUGAAACCAAUACGAUCGUAGUACACACAUUCAUGUUUUCUUCACAUAUUGUUUACGGUCCCCUUUCUCCCUAUUACUCUCUCUCUCCAAAAACUCUUUUUUACAGCAAAAUAAUCAUAAUUCUUUUAAGGUUUAUAGGAAUGACAAAAAAUUAACAAACAAAAAAGGUACACACGAAUGUAGACCAGCAAAAAAAAG
This is a messenger RNA of Schizosaccharomyces japonicus yFS275, 1847 nucleotides long. Its product is annotated as ribosomal protein subunit L35. The record is from RefSeq and is a predicted model, not a curated record. NCBI's taxonomy places the organism in Eukaryota, Fungi, Ascomycota, Schizosaccharomycetes, Schizosaccharomycetales, Schizosaccharomycetaceae. Bases 714 to 1670 code for a protein of 318 amino acids. The transcript has a single exon.